AUGGUGGAAAAUGAAGCCGAUACACAUACGACGGACAAGGCCUAUGAUAGUGAUGAAAAGGAGACCGAGUUUAACUGGAGCAGUCACACCCAAGGGCUCCUCCUGGCCGCCUUCUUCAUCGGGUAUACCUUAGGUAACAUUCCAGCGGGAUGGCUUGCAGACAAGCUAGGAGGAAAGUGGAUCAUUUUUGGUGGGGCCUGUGGAAGCGCCAUUUUGAAUGCCUUGGGACCGCUAGCGGCUCGAUCCAGCGUUGCACUCUUCUUCGCAACACGUUUUCUGGCCGGUAUUUCAGAGGGUUUCAUCUUUCCGGCUGUUAACACCAUGGUGAAUAAUUGGUCACCAGUCAACGAGAGAACGCGAAUGAUGACAUUUAUUGUAGCAGGGAUGGCCUUUGGACCUGCCAUUGGUCAGUCACUUUCUGGAAUAAUCUGUGCUAACCUUGGAUGGCCCGCCAGCUUCUACUUUUUCGGCGGUCUUACCAUCACAUGGGCCUUUUUCUGGGCAGUAACGACGAAUGAGGAUCCUAGUCGACAUCCAUUCAUUACGAGAAAAGAACGGGUCUAUAUCGAGACAAGAAGAUCCAAAAGAUCGGGUACGAAGAAGGUGCCUAUCCGGUCCAUCUUACUCUCGUUACCGUGCAUCGCCUUCUGCGUAGUCCUGUUCGGCAUUCCUGGUUUUGUUUACUUCUGCUUAGCAUGCAGUCUCCCUAUCUAUUUCAAACACGUA
Strongylocentrotus purpuratus (purple sea urchin) is the source of this 726-nucleotide messenger RNA. RefSeq names its product sialin-like. NCBI's taxonomy places the organism in Eukaryota, Metazoa, Echinodermata, Echinoidea, Camarodonta, Strongylocentrotidae. Gene Ontology annotation, biological process: monoatomic anion transport; transmembrane transport. Gene Ontology annotation, molecular function: transmembrane transporter activity. The record is from RefSeq and is a predicted model, not a curated record. The transcript is spliced from 6 exons. The annotation marks the transcript as partial.